Rhagoletis zephyria (snowberry fruit fly) is the source of this 796-nucleotide messenger RNA. NCBI's taxonomy places the organism in Eukaryota, Metazoa, Arthropoda, Insecta, Diptera, Tephritidae. The record is from RefSeq and is a predicted model, not a curated record.
UUUGUUCUGGUGCAGAAGCCAACAACUGUGAUCUGCGGAGCUCAAAAGGCAGGCAUCGGCCUGUGCUUUUCGGUGGUGUACAGCGCCCUGCUCACCAAGACGAACCGCAUCAACCGAAUAUUCAAAGCAGGAAAGAAGUCGGCACGUCGACCCAGCUUUAUUAGUCCUAAAUCGCAGCUGCUAAUCUGCGGCGCCUUCGUUAUGAUUCAGCUCUUUAUCAUCGUCAUCUGGCUGGCCUUCUCACCGCCGCGAGUCAUCAACUACCACCCGACGCGCGAGGACAACAAGCUCAUAUGUCAGGCCUCCAUCAACGCCGGAUAUUUGGUGGCCUUUAUCUACCCCAUCAUCCUCAUCGUCGUUUGCACGGUGUACGCCGUUCUGACGCGGAACAUCCCCGAAGCAUUCAACGAGUCCAAGUUCAUCGGCUUCACCAUGUACACCACCUGCAUCAUCUGGCUGGCUUUUGUGCCCAUCUACUUCACCUCCUCGCAGAGCAACCACAUUGCCCUGAACAUCACCACACUCUCUGUCUCCAUAUCACUCAGCGCCACCGUUACCCUCUUGUGCCUGUUCACGCCUAAGCUGUACAUUAUUCUGCUGCACCCGGAGAAGAAUAUCCGCCAGUCGAUGAUGCCGCAGCACAAAUAUAGCAAAGUAGUGGCAACAAAGGUGCAACAACAGCAGCAACAGCCACAACAACAACAGGAGCCUUCCCAGGGAGGAGGACAGAAUGCGGUCAUCAAGGUGACGACAUGCAUUCAGACAAACAGGGUUGACUCGGCCACCCAGUCCGACG